CCGUCCCAGUGUUUCAGUUGGAGGUUUUUUUUUUUUUCUUUUUUUCCGGGAAGGUUUAGCAAUGGCGGAUUCGAUUCCAUCAACCUGCAAUCUAGGGUUUCUCGACACACUCAGCGAAACCUCCAUCCACGAAAUCGUCGAAAGCUACUCCGCCUUCUGCGCCGCCACCGAAACCCUCCUCAACGGCGCCGGAGACCUCUCCGUGGGCCCGCAACUCGUCUCCCACGUCCACCGCCUCUGCAGCCACGGCCUCGAGUCUCUCGUCCGCGACCACUUCCUCGGCGCGCUAGAGAGAACCUUCGAGAAAAACGGCGCCUCCAAAUUCUGGCGGCAUUUCGAGGCACACGACGACGUUUCGAUCGGAGAGCAAGUGUUCUACAACGCCUUGGAGGAAAUCUCACUGGAAAAGCAGUACCAGGAGAAGUGCUUGCUGAUGCUGGUUCAUGCUUUACAGACUUAUGGAGGAAGAAGAAGCCGUGAUUCCGAUGACGUCAGCCCGGAGCUCUUUGCUAAGUAUCAACUAUCAGUGUCCUCGGUUCUUAUGGCCACUCUUCCUCGGCAAUUUCCAGAGAUACUCAACUGGUAUUUUAAGGGAAGGUUGGAGGAACUGAGUACUAUAAUGGCCGGAGACGAGCCUCGUGGCGAUGAGGAUGAAGAUGAUAGGGAUGAUAUGGAGUUGGAUGAGAAAUGCAGAGUGUCAUACAGGAGUGGACAAAUGGAGAUUGAUGAAUGUUAUCCCCAAGGGAGGUUCUUUGAUAAUAAUAAAUUGGUCAACAACAUAGGGCGGGUUGUACAUGAUUUGAGGAGUCUUGGAUUUACAUCUAUGACUGAAGAUGCAUAUGCAUCUGCUAUCUUUUUGUUUCUUAAGGACAAAGUUCAUGACCUUGCUGGUGAUGAUUAUCGGAUUUCUGUUUUGGAGUCUAUUAAGAGGUGGAUACAGGCUGUGCCUCUUCAGUUCUUGCAUGCUCUACUUGCUUAUCUUGGUGAUUCUGUUAGUUAUGAAAGUGCAUCAUCCGGUCUCAAGUCACCUUUGGCUAAAUGCCCUGCUUCAUUCUAUCCUGGAAUCGAUACUCCAUCUGAAGGUCUUGUAAGAUGGCAGUUGCGACUAGAGUAUUUUGCUUAUGAAACAUUGCAAGAUUUGAGAAUAGCAAAAUUAUUUGAGAUUAUUGUGGAUUAUCCUGACAGCUCUCCUGCGAUUGAAGAUUUGAAACAGUGUCUUGAAUACACUGGACAACAUUCUAAGCUUGUGGAGUCAUUUAUUUCAGCACUACAGUACCGGUUGCUCACUGCAGGUGCCUCAACAAAUGACAUUUUGCAUCAAUAUGUUUCAACGAUCAAGGCACUCCGGACAAUAGAUCCAGCAGGUGUUUUCCUUGAAGCAGUCGGUGAGCCAAUAAGGGACUAUUUAAGGGGAAGGAAAGACACCAUAAAGUGCAUUGUGACCAUGCUUACCGAUGGGACUGGUGCAAAUUCUAAUGUAUCCGGAAACACUGGCGAUAGCCUUCUUGAAGAAUUAAAUAGAGAUGAAGAAAGCCAAGAGAACAUUGCUCCUGAGGAUGACUUUCAUACUGAUGAUAAGCAAGCUUGGAUAAAUGCUUCACGCUGGGAGCCUGACCCUGUAGAAGCUGACCCCCUGAAAGGUAGCAGGAACCAAAGGAAGGUUGACAUACUUGGAAUGAUUGUUGGCAUAAUUGGUUCACAAGACCAACUUGUUAAUGAAUACCGUGUUAUGCUGGCCGAAAAGCUUCUCAACAAAUCUGAUUAUGACAUUGAUUCAGAGAUACGUACUCUUGAACUCCUCAAGAUACAUUUUGGAGAGAACAGCAUGCAGAAAUGUGAAAUUAUGCUCAAUGAUCUGAUUGGUUCUAAGAGGACCAACACUAAUAUUAAAGCAACCAUAGCUCAGCCAUCUCAUACAGAUGCAGGCGGUGAGCUGGGGGAUAACAGGGUAUCCAUGGAUAUUCUUGAUGCUACAAUUAUCUCUUCAAAUUUUUGGCCUCCAAUCCAGGAGGAGUCCCUAAAUGUACCUGGGCCUGUUGACCAACUACUCUCUGAUUAUGCAAAGAGAUUUAAUGAAAUCAAGACCCCUCGUAAGCUAUUGUGGAAGAAGAAUCUUGGUACUGUCAAGUUGGAAUUGCAAUUUGAAGAUAGAGAAAUGCAGUUCAUGGUUGCUCCUCUUCAUGCAGCAAUCAUAAUGCAAUUUCAAGAUCAGAAAAGCUGGACCUCCAAAGAUCUUGCAGCUGCAGUUGGGGUUCCAAUAGAUAUACUUAAUCGGAGGAUCAAUUUUUGGAUAAGCAAGGGAAUUCUUACAGAAUCACUUGGGGAAGACACUGAUGACCAUGUGUUUACACUAAUGGAAGGGAUGAUUGACACUGGCAAAAACACUGCUAAUGAUGGGAACUGCGAGGAUCUUAUAGUUGGUGAUGAGGAAGGAGAGAGCUCUGUAGCCUCUGUAGAGGAUCAACUGCGCAAGGAAAUGACUGUGUAUGAGAAAUUUAUUUUGGGGAUGCUCACAAACUUUGGAAGCAUGGCUUUGGAUCGUAUUCAUAAUACUCUCAAGAUGUUCUGCAUAGCUGAUCCUACUUAUGACAAAACCCUCCAACAGCUGCAAAGUUUCUUAUCAGGUCUAGUUUCUGAAGAGAAAUUAGAACUAAGAGAUGGCAUGUACUUUUUGAAGAAGUAAUAAACCUGACAGACUCGAUCAGUAGGUAUCCUCAAGUUAAAAACUGUAGUCGAAUACACCAAAAGAGAUUUACUUUCAAGUUUGGAAAGUGAAUGAGAAGAAUGUAUUCAUUAUUCAUUCACCCAUUGUAUUGUUUCAAGGUCAAGAUGCAGAAGAAAUGCCUAUAGGAGAGAUUGCUAAAUAUUGCAGGUUAGACAUGUGAGUAAUCUGAUGGUGACGCUAAUUCACAAUUCAUAAUUUGUAGUGAGAUGGAGAGGUUUAUGGAAGGUUUGCAUGAACCAAUAGUGGAGAGGAUUCAUUUUUCAAUGUACUUAAUGUAAAAUGAUGAUUUGCUAUUUGGUAGA
This is a messenger RNA of Rosa rugosa (rugosa rose), 3027 nucleotides long. Its product is annotated as anaphase-promoting complex subunit 2. Gene Ontology annotation, biological process: ubiquitin-dependent protein catabolic process. Gene Ontology annotation, molecular function: ubiquitin protein ligase binding. The transcript has 14 exons. The record is from RefSeq and is a predicted model, not a curated record. The coding region runs from base 62 to 2683 and encodes 873 amino acids. NCBI's taxonomy places the organism in Eukaryota, Viridiplantae, Streptophyta, Magnoliopsida, Rosales, Rosaceae. Gene Ontology annotation, cellular component: anaphase-promoting complex.